This is a messenger RNA of Fomitiporia mediterranea MF3/22, 336 nucleotides long. RefSeq names its product 60s ribosomal protein l34-b. Gene Ontology annotation, biological process: translation. The record is from RefSeq and is a predicted model, not a curated record. Gene Ontology annotation, molecular function: structural constituent of ribosome. The transcript is spliced from 3 exons. Gene Ontology annotation, cellular component: ribosome. The annotation marks the transcript as partial. NCBI's taxonomy places the organism in Eukaryota, Fungi, Basidiomycota, Agaricomycetes, Hymenochaetales, Hymenochaetaceae.
AUGGCCCAACGUGUAACAAUCCGCAAGCGCACGCCCUACAACACCACUUCCAACCGCCGACGCAUCGUCAAAACUCCCGGUGGAAAGCUCGUCUACCACCAUCUCAAGAAGCCCGGUACCGCUCCCAAGUGUGGCGACUGUGGAAUUGCGUUGCCUGGUAUCCCUGCCCUCCGUCCACGUAAAUAUGCAACUGUGUCGAAGCGUGUGAAGACCGUUCGUCGUGCUUAUGGCGGUUCGCGAUGCGGUGACUGUGUCAAGUCUCGUAUCAUGCGUGCGUUCCUUGUAGAAGAAGCAAAGAUCGUAAAGAAGGUCAUCAAGCAACAACAGAAACCUGCC